GGAAAAGAAAAAAAUAAACAGGAUAGUGGAGCUAAAGGAGCUAGGUGCGGGUUUUCUUUGAGAUCUUUCUGAACUUAGUUGCGUUUUAAGUUUUACUAACAAGCUAAACUGCAAAAAGAGCAGUCGUCGUUUAAUUGUUGGUUUUACUUCGAAAGAAAGGGGCCUGUUGGAGUUAGCUCCUCCCUUGUUAGCCACUCAGCUAAUCUUGCUGCACUUUGCAGUCGGUGUUCAGGACUAAUGCCUCAGGAGGGAGAGGAACCUCUUCCCCCGGUUCGCUCUCUGAACAGCGGGAUUCCCGUUAAUGUUAUCUUCUGUAAUCGCACCAGCCGUGUUGUCCGGCCGCUGUGGAUAAAUUAUGAAGGCAAGCCAACGAGUUACGCCGACAUGCAGCCGUUCUCGGGCCGAAGAAUGACGACCUAUGUCGGGCACCCUUGGAUCUUCAGAGAUGCAGCCUCGGAUGAACCUUUAAAAGUCAACUGCAAAGAGCUGUUUGUUCCCAAACCGUCCGGGGAUGAGGCUGUUCAUGUUAACAUCACUUUACCAGUUGACAGUCUGAAGGAUCGAGCUCUUUAUGCUGUGCGACGUCUUGUGCGACCAGAGGACUACAGGAAGCUGGAAAUCGCACGAUGCCUUCAUGAGGAUCUGGAAAAUCCACCCAACCAUCGGAAAGAUCUCCAGCGCAUUAAUCGGCGGGUAGAGCAGCAUCUACUGGGGGCAGGAAGCCCCCAGUAGAUGCUGGGGCCUCAGUAGAGCAGCGCUCUCUCAAAGACACUAAAGACUGCCAGAUGAGUCAUCGCUGUUGAUUUGCUGUAAAGGAGACUCACUUUGACUUCCUGUCUCAUUUGUGAUAUUUUCCCAGCAGAUUUAGCAAAAAUGUCUCCUUCAGGAGGUAAAAAUCAAUUUAGCCUUCAAUUGGAGGGUUUUGUUAUGAAUGUGAAAAGCUGUAUUAGGACCAUAGAUGGGGGGUAAUUUCAAAAAUUUAUUUUUUUGGUAUUGACAGCAAAGUAUGAGCUUGGAUAGAGUAUAAAUGAAUUUUAAAAAGCUAUAUGCAACUUUUGGGAAUUCUUACCUUUCCUCUCAGAUUAACAACAAAAUUUGAGGAUUUUUGUUCGACCUUUUCUCGCUGCUAACUUAACAUCAGAGAAAGCAGAGCUGAAUUCAUCAAGUCUUUAAUUAAACGCUGUAACAUGAGCUUUUCUUUGCCUUCCCACCCAGCAAUCUGUUGCCUUGUUCUGAAUUGACUUAUAGCCACUUUACCUGAACUACUUUCACCGUUUAUUUUUUGAGAAUUAAUAAAUAUAAUAUAUAUUUGU
Messenger RNA from Xiphophorus couchianus (Monterrey platyfish), 1313 nucleotides. RefSeq names its product von Hippel-Lindau tumor suppressor (gene vhl). NCBI's taxonomy places the organism in Eukaryota, Metazoa, Chordata, Actinopteri, Cyprinodontiformes, Poeciliidae. The record is from RefSeq and is a predicted model, not a curated record. The transcript is spliced from 3 exons. Bases 238 to 732 code for a protein of 164 amino acids.